AUGUCUCACGCGUUGGAAGAUAAGGCUUUGCACCAGCUACAGCAAGAACAGUCCAGGCUUCUGGACAAGAUCGAUGAGCUGCGCACUAUCGGCGUCGGUGGCCUAGUGGAACUCCCCCAGCUGAUUGUUUGCGGCAACCAGUCGAGCGGGAAGAGUUCCGUCCUCGAAGCCAUCUCUCGCGUGCGGUUCCCGGCGAAAAGCAAUGUCUGUACGCGAUUUGCGACUGAGGUUAUCCUGCGACGGAAUCCAUCUUCAAAAAUCAAAGUGUCCAUCGAGCCCGGUCCUUCUCGCGCGGACGAGCAGGAGCGACGGCGACUCCGGAGUUUUGCCUAUGAGGACUUCUCUAACGGUGAUGACCUGCCUCCCCUAAUCGAGAGGGCCAAAGAGCACAUGGGCAUCACGGAGUCGGUUAACGCAGGCUUCAGUGAUGAUGUACUCAAGGUGGAGAUUUCAGGGCCCGACAAACCGGAGCUGACUCUGGUUGAUCUGCCCGGCCUGUAUUACUCUACCAGCCAGGAGCAGGACUCACAGGGUAUUCUGAUAGUCCGCGAGCUGACGGAAAAAUAUAUGAAGAAUCCAAGAAGCAUCAUCCUUGCUGUGAUCAGCGCAAAAACAGAUUACCAUCUUCAGGAGGUCCUGAACAUCGCGGAACGGUUUGAUCCAAAGCGCGAGCGCACACUAGGAAUUAUUACCCAGCCUGAUAUUCUGGAGGCAAAUUCGGAGGAGGAAGACACCUAUCUGCAAUUUAUCAAGAAUCAAAAAAUUCAUCUAGAGACAGGAUGGCAUGUCUUGCGGAAUCGAUCCUUUGAGACCAGGGAUAUCUCUGACGACGCCCGCGACGAGAUGGAGAAGGCGUUCUUCAACCAGGGACGAUGGACUUCGCUCUCACGGGAAUGUGUCGGCAUCGAGAGCCUACGCCGCCGCCUUAGCACAAUAUUGCUGAGGCUCAUCCGUCGGAAUCUCCCAGGACUGAUUGCGGAAAUCCAAGACAAAGUGUCUGAUCGGCAGCAGCAACUCUCGCGACUGGGGCCUCCUCGGUCCACUCUGCAGCAGCAGAGGGGUUACCUGCUCAACAUUAGCAGUAAAUUCGAGCGCAUCAUUGUGCAAGCUCUGAAUGGCAUGUAUGCAGAUGAGUUCUUCGGCGGCUUGGAGGAAACAGGGAGUAUUGAAGACUUCCGCCGACUCAGAGCUGUUAUACGCCAGCUGAACGAAUACUUCGCAGAGGCAAUGGCCAUUCGAGGAUGCCGCAGGAAAAUUGUCGACCGGAGCCCGUUUGCCAGCAAAGAUGACCUGCAAGUUGCUUCUGGGAAGCCUUACAUGGACGACUGGAAACCCGAAUACGUGGAGCGCAGUUCUAUUGAAGCAGAGGUUAGCAAGCAAGCACGCAACAACAGAGGUAUUGAGCUUCCAGGGAAUGCAAAUCAACUCCUUGUGGGGAGCCUCUUUCGCGACCAGUCCAAACCAUGGAAAAACCUUGCGAAAGAACACUUAAUGAAGGCCUGGGAAUCAGCGAGAUAUUUCGCCUUGCUUGUUCUACAACACAUUACUGACGACCAUACCUAUUCCUUGCUGGUUGGCUCCAUUAUCGAUGCGGAUUUUGACAGAUUGAAGCAAUCAUUGCUUGACAAGCUUGACGAGCUGACCGCAUACACGAAGAGAGGUCACCCAUUGCCCGUGGGUAAGAGCUUUCUCUCCCAGAUUCAGAAAGCCAGAAGCAAGCGUCAGAUAGAAUCACUAAGAGCAAAUCUCCGAGCCAGUGGUUUUGACGAAAAGGGGGAAAGAUUAUUUACGAUGAAAGAGCUCGAGCAAGCCACGUCGUGGACGGAAGCUUCCCGCGAUGAAUUUGCAGCCGCCGAGAUCAUCGACCAGAUGGAAGCAUAUUAUGAGACUGCAAUUGUGACGUUUGUCGACAAUGUCGCAACUCUAGGCAUCGAAAAUUGUCUUCUUGACCCUCUGCAACGCCGCGAGCUCGACAAAUUGCAAGCUGGCCUACGGGCUCUCAGCGUCUUCAACACUCAGAAGCCGUCAUUGAGUAAUCCACCAUUCUUCGCUACGAAAGCUGCGGAACCGAGACCGCCCUCUGUAGUUGGUUCAGCCCAGGCUUCGCCGGCGGCUUUUGGAACUCUAUCUAAUACAGGCAUACCCGAACAAAAAUCUGUUUCCGGUGGCUCUGGUGCAUCCUCAUCUGAACACAAGCCUGCUCCCAGGCUUUUUUUUAGUCCAGCCGUAUCUGAGCAGAAACCUAUCUCUGGGGGAUUUGGUACAGGCUCAUCAGAACACAAGGCUGCUUCUGGGGGGCUUUUUGGUAGAGGUUUUGGUACAAGCCUAUCUGAACAAAAACCUGUUUCUGGUGGCUCUGGUACAUCCUCAUCUAAGCACAAGGACGAUUUCAGCCGUUUUCUUGCAGCCAUAGAACAGCAUUCUGCAGCCAUAGAACAGGAAUCUGUUUCUGGUGGCUUUGGCACAGGCACACCUACGAGCACCAGCACGAAACCUACAACAGGCACCAGUACCGACACCUCUACUACCGUCCAACAAUCUGGCAUGGGCUCCACCAGCAAGAUAGUAAUUUCUCCGUUUGAUUUGCAGAAAUCUCAAAGCUGGAGUCAGAAUCUGUAG
Aspergillus udagawae is the source of this 2619-nucleotide messenger RNA. RefSeq lists its product as uncharacterized. Gene Ontology annotation, molecular function: microtubule binding; GTP binding; GTPase activity. Gene Ontology annotation, cellular component: cytoplasm; membrane; microtubule. Bases 1 to 2619 code for a protein of 872 amino acids. The transcript is spliced from 4 exons. The record is from RefSeq and is a predicted model, not a curated record. NCBI's taxonomy places the organism in Eukaryota, Fungi, Ascomycota, Eurotiomycetes, Eurotiales, Aspergillaceae.